Saccoglossus kowalevskii is the source of this 1200-nucleotide messenger RNA. RefSeq names its product tripartite motif-containing protein 2-like. Lineage: Eukaryota; Metazoa; Hemichordata; Enteropneusta; Harrimaniidae. The record is from RefSeq and is a predicted model, not a curated record.
AUGGAAACCAAACCACCAAUCAGUAAUAAUAUCGCUGAGUUCCAUCCAGGAAGUGACCUUGCUGCACACGCAUUGAUGGGGGUGAUCAAAUCAGACGUCUGUCCAUCCAAAUGUACAGUUGAAAACAUUCCGAAACAACUCCUGAAAGGUGAAUCUGUCAAGCUGCUCAUCACGACCAGAGAUUCCAGAGGAAAACAAGUCAUUCCUCGUCAAGAUCUCACAGUGAAGUCAAUAAAUCCUGAUGCAUCAUGGGAAGACAUUGAUGUUACGGACAAUUACAAUGGGACUUUUCAAGUGAUGAUAGUAGAAAAAAUGGUAGAAACACAUCAAGUUGCCAUAACGAUUGGGAACCAACAUAUUCCAGGAUCGCCUUUCAAUAUUUCUGUUCCAACCAGAGGGUGGGUACAGACAGUGGGAAAAGUAGCAACUGAUGGAAAGUUUGGAUAUCCUUGGGGACUAUCGAAUAAUAAACAUGGUGACUUUGUCACAGCUGACACAGGGAAACACAGAGUGACCAUUCAUGACAGAGACGGAAAUUACAAACAAUCAUUCAGAUUUACUGAUCAGUUUGCAAAGCGAUUCAGUCCAUGUGAUGUAGCAAUAUCAGAUGAUAAUGAAUACUAUAUGUUAGAUGAUAGUAACAAACAAGUAGUUGUGAGUGAUGAAAAUGGAAAGAUGAUUAGAAAGUUUGGUAGCUCUGAAAUUGAUAAUCCGUGUGGAAUUGCAAUUAAUCCUGUUAAUAAGAAUGUGUAUGUGAGUGAGUAUGAGAUUGAUUGUAUUAGAGAGUAUACCCAGGGUGGCGUGUAUAUAAAUUCAUAUGGAAAGAGUGGGAGAGAGCAGAGAGAGUUCAAUGGGCCUUACAUGUUAGCUACUAACAGUAAAGGGUUGGUGUAUGUGCCAGAUCAUUUCAACCACCGUAUCCAGGUAUUCAAUUCUGAUGACCAGUAUAUGUUUGAAUUCUCUUCAACAGGUGACAGUACACUGAGUUAUCCAAAAGCAGUGGCCAUAGAUAAGAAAGAUUAUGUAUAUGUGAGUAGUGAUCAUAAAGUCACUAAGCAUGACGGCUAUGGUCAGUUUAUUUGUAGGAUUGAUAGUGAGAAAGAUAGACUGAGUGAUCCCUGUGGUGUAGCAGUGAGCCUUGAUGGUAGAAUAGCUGUAGUGGACAACAACAGUGAUUGCAUCAAAGUAUUUGUAGAGUGA